Messenger RNA from Phymastichus coffea, 4549 nucleotides. It is a transcript of the gene Enoph, whose product is annotated as enolase-phosphatase E1. Gene Ontology annotation, molecular function: acireductone synthase activity; magnesium ion binding. The record is from RefSeq and is a predicted model, not a curated record. The coding region runs from base 223 to 2184 and encodes 653 amino acids. The transcript has 6 exons. NCBI's taxonomy places the organism in Eukaryota, Metazoa, Arthropoda, Insecta, Hymenoptera, Eulophidae.
ACGAGAGACGGGACGAGACAGAAAGCAAGUGUGUGCCUGUUCGCGGUCUGCUGCCGGCCGGAGUCGUCGCUCGUUUCUGCUCGCUCACGCAUUUUUUCAUUCUUCCUGUCUGCCUAUCUGUCUAUCUGUCCGUGCAACGUUCAGUCGACAUUUUUCCUCAAAUCCUCAUUAGUGGGUCCAGUGGGUGUUUGAUUUAUUAUUGUACUUAGUGAGGAAAAUAAAAUGGCCGGUGAAAAGCGCAGCGUCGACGAUGCUUCCGAAGAGCUGCGCCAGGAGUCCGCGAUCCUCCUCGACAUCGAGGGCACCACCUCCAGCAUUAGAUUCAUCCAGGAUACACUUUUUCCAUACAUACGUGAAUUUUUGAAAAAACACGUAGAUGAGAAAUGGAAUGACGAAGAGUUUAAAGCAGACUUUGCUAAAUUAAAGGAACAGGCCAAAGAAGAUGAAGAGAAAAAAGUCGAUGGAUUUGUACCCAUCAAAGAAGAUACCGAGGAAGAGGCAAAAGAUACUCUAAUAAAAAAUGUACUCUGGCAAAUGGAUAACGAUCUUAAAACUGGUGCACUGAAGCGCUUACAAGGGCAUAUGUGGAAAGCAGCUUACAAGCCUAUGAAAGGCCAUGUGUAUGAUGAUGUUCCAAAGGCUUUUGAUGAAUGGACAAACAUGGGUAAAAAACUUUACAUCUAUUCAAGUGGAAGCGUUGAAGCUCAAAAAUUAUUGUAUGGAAAUUCAAUUCAUGGGGAUUUGCUAAAGUACAUCAGUGGUCAUUUUGAUACGACUGUAGGCCCUAAACAGGAAGCUGAUAGUUAUAAAAAUAUUUUGAAAGAAAUUAAUUUGGAGCCCUCAAAUGUAUUGUUUCUCACAGAUGUUAUAAAAGAGGCUCAAGCUGCCAAAGAAGCUGGUUUGGCAGUAACUAUUGUUAUUCGAGAAGGAAAUGCAAAGCUAACUGACGAUGACAAACUUGCAUUUAAAACUAUUCAGUCUUUUGCAGAAUUAAUUUUUCAAUCGACGAACAAACGUCAGAAACUAUGUAAUGAUGAAGAAUCUAAAAAAAACGAUACCAUCAAGGAGGAAACAGCAGUAUCAGGUUCAGUCAAUAAUGAGCCCAUGGAUACAUCGGAUGACGUUAAAGCUACCGCUGACGAAAAAACAACUGAUACGACAAUCGAUGUAAAAGUAGAAGAAUUAAAUGUAGAAAAAAAAGUUGAAGUGGAGAAAAAUGUAGAGUUAAAAGAAAGUGAAAAAGAAAUUACUCCUAUGGAGGAAGAUAAUAAACCAGAAAUAAAGACUGACGCUGGUAUGAAGACUGAAAAUGUUGAAAAUUCAAUCGAAGAUAAAACUAAAGCUUCUAUAUCUGACGAGAAAUCAACUGUUGAUAAUUUUGUUGCAGAGAAAAACUCGAUAGAAGUGGAAAAGGAAAAAACAAUAGAAUUAGAAAAAGAAGAAACGAUAGACGCAGAAAAAGAUAAAACGAUAGAAACUGAAAAAGGAAAAACAGUAGAAAAAGAAGAGAAAAAAUCGAUUGAUGUUGCGAAAGAAAAUGAAAAAGUAUCUUCAUCUGAAGAGAAAACGCUACAAACCGAAGUUCCAGAAAAGACUGAAAAUAAAACGGAUAAAGGUAUCGAAAAACUAACAGAGGAAACUCCAGAUAAAAUUGCGAACGAGGCAGCUACCAAUGUCGAGAAAGAAACAAAAUCGGAAGAAAAGGAAUUAAAAGAAAAAGAAUUAAAAGAGAACGGUGAAUCCAAAAUUUCAGAUGCAGAACAAAACAAUAAAUCCGCAGAUAAUAAAGUAGAAGAAAUUGAGAAUAAAGAGAAUGUACAGAGUGAAAAUAUUGACGAAAAAGUUGAAACUAAAGCUGAAGUUGCUGAAGAAAUAAAAGAAGCAACUACAGUAGAAAGUCCUGAUAGCAGUGUAAAAAAUGAAAAAGAAAAAGUUUCAAAUAUAGAGUUGGAAACUGUAACAGAAAAAUCUGAAACCAAAACAUUGAAUGGUGCAUCGUCAAAUGGUAAUUUGAAAAAUGAUAUUUUAGAUGAAAAAGUUCACGCUAAUGGAAUUAACAAUAAAUCAGAAAAGAUAAUAGAAAAUGAGGAAUCAGAAGAAUCGAUCAAAGUAAAAAAAACAGUAGCAGACGGUGCCGGUGACACUGAUGUAGUCGUACCACCGGUAGUAGCUGCAACAUCUUAAUUCGAUGCAUUAUUUGUAUUAUCGUUUAAUUUUACAAAAGUCAGUUACACUUUCCCAUAAUUUCAAACAAAUACUUACACUACUGUCAAAACCACCAUUUAAUAUUCAUAUUUCGUUACUUUUUUUGUUUCGUUAAAAAAAAUAUGUUUGUACUCUUGUAAGAAAAUGGAUAUUUUAUUUUUAUAAAGAACAGGAUUUUUUACGUUCAUCCAUAUUAUUCAAAAUUAAUGCAUAAUCAAAAAUAAUUUAAUGAGAUAAGUAACGUAAUAUUUGUGCAAAACAAUUGUGAAACUGACACAUGUUAUUGUACAAGUAUUUGCUCUAUUCCAAUUCCAAAAUAACCAUAAAUUCAAUCAUUACUACUCAAUCCAAUAUAAAGAGUAUCAGUUUGUGAUUUUGAAAAGUAACUACAAAAUGUUUCUCUAAUUGUUGUUCAUUUGAUGAAAGGCAUAGAAAUUUAACAAGAGAUGAAAAAAUUCAGCGUAUUUCAACUUCGGUAAUCUUUUUGACUCAAAAAUAUAGCUUGAAAUGAAAAGUCACAAUAUUUUAAUGCGUAAUAAGUUUGACAUUUAAUAGUUUAUUUUCUUAACGCUUAACAAUGUGAAAAGUUUUUCUCUAGCUUUUUGUGAUUUUUAUAUUCGUAAAACUUUUUAUCUUGUGAUACUGUGGACCUUUUUAUAUAAUGAAAUCACAUAUAGUACCACGUAAACCUCCAUGUAAUAAUUAUUUUUUCUCAUAAUAUAUGAAAUCACAUUUAAAUAGUAACGCUUUUAUUACAAUUAAAAAAUCAAAAUUAAAAUUAAAACGGUAAACUUUUCAGUAUCUUCAGAGAAAAGGUUAUUUUUAGUUCAUUGUAGAAUUUAUAAUGAUUAAUAGCGAGUUUGUUAUAGUCUCAAGGAUGGUCGAACUUGUCAUUCGCUGUGAAAUAAUUAGUAAACGUAUUGACUUCAACUUGUCAAUAUGCAAUUAACACUGUCAUUAAUUUCAUAAUACUAGUAAGCAAAUUAAAAGUUUUUAAAAUAGGAUAGAAAAUCCCAUUACAAUGCAGAGUAAGCUAUAUUAACUAUACUCUGUGCCAAAUACUUUUAACUUGUAUUUGCAUUUAAUGCUUAAAUAUCUCGGAGAUUGAAAAGCAGUAAUAAUUUUUUAUAUGUUAAGUUUUCUUACCCUGUUUUACAUUUUUGUUUCAAUUUUUUUUAAAUACUCAGUGAAGACAAACAUAUUUUUAAGACUGAAUCUGUAGUAUGUCGCGGAAUUUAUGAAUGUAGACUGUAUCGAAUGUUCUUAGUGGUCUGUACUUAAGAGAAUCGCAUUUUUUAUAACGAGCAACGAAAAAGUUUAUUUUAAACAGAAAUGCGGAACGGGAAAAAAAUAAUCGUGAAGUGUUAAAAUGGUCAAUUUAUAAUGCUUUGCAUAAUUAAAAAUGGGUACUUUGUCAGAACUGGCUUCUGUAACUUGCUAUUUUAUUAUUUUUUUGAACAUAUCUAUUUUUAAUAAUUGACAUGAUAUUUAUAUCGUCUAAGAUUCAAGUUGAGUGUGUAUUUUUUUGUAACUUAUUUUGUGACUUUCUACGUAAAAUGGUUCCUGAACUUUCGAAUACGAUGUGAAUGCUCGAUGAACUUUGUCAUACGUGAAUGAGACAAAAAAUCGAACAAAAAUUCUACGAUUACGACUUCGAAGUAAAAACUUAUUCGAUUGACUCGUCGUAUUGAUUUAUUGAAUAAAACAUUCCUUCGAACAAAUUGGUCGAUCUUGAGUAAUUUGAUAACUUACUGCCAAUCACUAAUGUUAACAAUACUCUUUAUCACUAAAGGCAAAAUUACAAUUAUUAGGCGUUGCCUGCCAACUGACUUUCACGUCAUCAUCUGAUAUCAUCUUCAUAUCAUUCAUUCAGUAUCUGCGUCAAUAGUUGAAAGCUGACAACUAAUAAUUGUAAGUUUGUAAAUAGAAUGUAUAUUGCUCAAUUGAUAAUGCACUAUUUCAGAGUUUCAAUCCUCGAUCGAUUAUUACUUCCUCCUAUACAAUAAAAAUCCAAUCAAGCUGUUGCAAAGAGUUUACUGUGAUUUAUUUUUUGAAAAAGAUUUCGAUAGACAUCAAAGGAGCCUUUUAAUAAUGCAAUGAUUUUCUGCAUUCUUAGUUUAAUGAUAUUAUUUAUUUUAUGCCCGAUCCGACUAACAAUUUUUGGUACUUUGUAGGUAGCGCUUAAGUAGUAUUUCAAUUGCGAACAUCAAACAUUUGUAUACGAUAUUCGUAAAAAAUUUUUUUUAAAUUUUUUACUUCUAUUAUUUAUGUAAUUUUUCUGAAUAGAAUUGAAAAUAAAUUUUCUCCGCUCGUAACGACAAAGGGAAAUGUAUGCAUUUGUCUA